AUGUACAACAGCCAAUUACUCGUCGCCAAAUCUAGGGUCGCCCCCCUACGCGGGCUUACUAUCCCCAAACUAGAACUCUGCGCUGCUUUAUUGGGUUGUCAGGUGAUAGAUCAGAUUCGAAACAUAACGAAAUUCAGCGGUUCGACAACUUUCUGGUCGGAUUCCAGCAUAGUCCUUCACUGGAUCCAAUCGCCCCCUACCGUGUGGAAGGUUUUUGUCUCGAAUAGAAUAGCGGAAAUCAACAAACUGACGCACAAUGACAACUGGCGUCACGUUCCGUCAAAGCUAAAUCCUGCAGACCGCAUUUCUCGUGGUGUAUUACCAACACAGAUACUGGAAGAUUCCUUGUGGUGGCAUGGACCAGAUUACCUCGUACAGGACUUGGAAUACUGGCCUGAAGACAUAGUUACUCUUACACGCGCGGAGCAGGAAUCCCGUGACAUAGAAGCUCGCCAAACGAUUAGCUUCACCGUAAUGCAAACAGAUCAUUCAAUCAUCCAUCGUUACUCGGACCUCGGCAAGUUACUGCGGGUAGUCAGUUACUGUUUUCGUUUCUGCAACAACACUCGAAGCGCAAAAGGGUGUCGUAAUAUUGGUCUCCUGCAACCAUCCGAAGUAGACUACUCGCUGAAAUCGCUCAUUCGUUUUGUAAAAGGCAUGGAAUUCUCAGACGAAGUUAGUUAUCUUUCCGAAACCCCUCAGCGGCAGUUAACUAGUAAGGACAGGAAGUUACAGUCUUCGUUCAAAGUACUUAAUCCCUUUUUGGAUGAUUUUGGCCUGCUACGGCUCGGUGGACGAUUGGUUAAGAUGUCAGCUGCUCUGGAUACCCGAGCCCCCAUCCUGCUUCCGGCAAAUAAUCACCUAUCGUGGCUCAUUGCUCGCUCGCUUCAUGUAAGAACACUGCACGGAGGACCAAAUCUUCUGCUGGCAACCAUAAGACAAAGAUUUUGGCCAUUGCGCGGACGCCAAUUGGCUCGAAAGGUUGUUCGCCAAUGCGUAACUUGCUUUCGUUGUGCCCCGAAACCAACUGAGCAGUUUAUGGCACCUCUUCCGUCGGUGCGAACUACGCCAGCACGAGUGUUUCUGAAUAGUGGCAUAGACUAUUGUGGACCUUUUGGUGUUCGUCCGUUAGUUGGGAGAGGAGCAAACGUGAAAAUGUACGUCGCCGUGUUUGUAUGUAUGGUGGUGAAGGCGGUACAUCUCGAAAUAGUGACCGAUCUUACGUCCGUCGCGUGUAUCAAUGCGGUGAAACGGUUCAUUGCUCGUCGCGGUCGCGUAGUGAAUUUGUAUUGCGAUAAUUCAACAGCCUUCGUCGGCGCGGAUCGAGAAUUGAAGCUGAUGCGUCGGCAAUACAUUCAGCAAUUCUCUACGGAAGGGUGGAACGGCUACUGUCUGGAAAGUGGGAUAUCAUUCCAUUUCAUUCCCUCGAUCGCCACACCAUGGUGGUCUAUGGGAAGCUGGAGUGAAGUCUUUUAA
Messenger RNA from Armigeres subalbatus, 1476 nucleotides. RefSeq lists its product as uncharacterized. The record is from RefSeq and is a predicted model, not a curated record. The coding region runs from base 1 to 1476 and encodes 491 amino acids. NCBI's taxonomy places the organism in Eukaryota, Metazoa, Arthropoda, Insecta, Diptera, Culicidae. The transcript has a single exon. Gene Ontology annotation, molecular function: nucleic acid binding.